Messenger RNA from Cyprinodon variegatus (sheepshead minnow), 4334 nucleotides. RefSeq names its product nephronophthisis 4 (gene nphp4). Gene Ontology annotation, cellular component: non-motile cilium; cytoskeleton; ciliary transition zone. The record is from RefSeq and is a predicted model, not a curated record. The coding region runs from base 132 to 4334 and encodes 1400 amino acids. The transcript has 28 exons. Gene Ontology annotation, biological process: negative regulation of canonical Wnt signaling pathway; protein localization to ciliary transition zone. NCBI's taxonomy places the organism in Eukaryota, Metazoa, Chordata, Actinopteri, Cyprinodontiformes, Cyprinodontidae.
AUGGCGGCUGCAUGUUUGAAAAUCUAAAUGAAAACGGAAAAAUCUUCUUUUCAAAGUCGAGCCAUAGUUAAUUUUAGGAACACUAAGUUUUAUUGUAUGGCGUUGGGCUCCAGUAAUUUCUGAUAGAUAAAAUGGUGAAAGCAGAGGAGAGGAACAGCGUGGCAGACGGCUGGGAAGAAGCGUUUGAGAAAAACCGGUUGGUUCCCCCGUCCAGCCAAACAGUCCGCCAGGCUGAGGAGAACCAUCUCAUCGCUGCUUGCGGCUUCCAGCUCCUCUUCAACAGCCUCACUGCAGCUCACCUCCAGCAGGACCUGACAGCUGAGGAAGAUGUGACCUACCAGCUGAGAGUGACUCUCUUCGACAGAAAGCUGCAGCACUUCUUCGGGAAAACGUGGAAGAGUUUACCCAAAAAAAGGAAAAGCAACAAAAUUUCCUUCAAUGAGGUGCUGUACCUCCAUACAUCCUUGAUGUUGCCCGGCACUCUGGCCAUCGUGGAGUUUGCGUCUUUGUGCCCCAAACCAGACGGCUCCAAUCUGGCUUUGGGGAAAGGCUUCACUAUCCUGGAGCUUUUCACCAACAGGCCAGAGGGUCCAAGCAUCGAUGGUGGCAGAAGGCUGAAUCUGUACCACGGAUCACCCAGAGGCCUCCUCCACCCCUCAUUGAAGGACUCGCUUGACUAUGGCAAUAUUUUGAAGGUAAUUGAUGGAGCACAUUUGGAUUGUGUGGUAAAAACACAUCCUUCCCUGAAUUGUGCAAUGCACCUCCUUCCUGAGAAUGCUCUGGUUUCGGGAAAGGAAAACAUACCUGGGCUCAUCCCUUCUCCAACAGGAGAUUCUCUGCUGAGGCCUCAGCUGCUCAAGAUGACGUCCUUCACCCUGGAUAGACUGACCAUUUCCCUCCAGCCUUCCCUGGAGAAGUUUGAGAGCCUUCUGUUGCAGCUCAUCAAUGCUGACUGCCAAAACACAAAACAACCCGAUCCAGAGGAUGUGCAAAAGACGGUUGUCAUCCAGGAACGGAGGCUUCACGUCGGAGUGCACAACGGCUGGUGUUUCCUUGAUAAGCCCCAAGUGGUGGUCCUGGAGCCCGUUGCUUCAGGGGUCAGAGGACGAACAGACAGCGCCUCUAAGAAGAGCCUGCUGGUCAAGGACAGCUCAGCAACAUCGCCGCGUCCUCAGAUGCUGGGCCUUCGCAGCAGCUUGGAGAUAACACUGGCCAAUAAUCAGGCUUUGGCAAUCGUUUUUCAGCUAGAGUACGUCUUCUCCGCUCCCAUAGGCCGAGAGACUAUGCUGUCUGCUACCUCCACAUCCAGAGCUGCCUUCUUGCAGUGCCUUCGCUGGGGAGUUUGGUGCCCCUUCCAGGACCUAGCUGACUGGAAAGGCAAAGAGGUGAAGCUUGUUCUGCAAGGAGGCGCACAGCCGAACCCCUUUGGAGUGAUGGUCUACAGCACAGAGACAUCUGUCCAAGCUUCUAGCCCAGCGGCAGUUUCUGCUCCAAGCACAGUUCAGGAGAAGGAUCUGAUGAGAUUUUGGCUUCAGUCCAGUGUGGAAAAGAAGCCAUCCAGCCCAAAGGCAUCUCUAAAAACUAAGCAGGAGGAUGUGACACGUGAGAGAGCUUCACCUAUACAAAGUGAAAAACAGGUCCCUUCCUACUCUCUUCUUGAUUCCCCUCAAGGCCCCGGGCUCUCACUGUCUCAGCUGGCAGCUACUUCACGCUACCCGACCAUCAGCCACUCCAGCUCGGCGUUACCGUGGCAACAGUCAUUUCCUUCUCUGCUCCAUCCUUCCCCGUUGGCAUCGGCCCACCAGCUGUCACAUGUCGCCUGUUCGGCUGUCAGCAGCAUCACCCACCUGGAGAUGGACCUUCAGCGGGAAGGAGGAGAGGUUACCGCCAAGGACGUAGAAGGAGACCAACUUCAAGAGCUGCCCUUCACCCCUGUCCAUGCUCCUGUCAUUAAUCUGGGAAUGAAUGUGCCGAGUUCCUGCUCAGUCAGCUCCAGAAGCUCCCUGGCACACCUGUUCUCGGCCGGUUUUCCUGAAAUCAUGGACAGCAGCGGGCAGGUGGCGGAAGUCCUGGACCCGACCGAACCUGUGCCCUUCGAUCCUCAGCGGGAGGAGGCUGACCUCUUACAGGGAAACCUGCUGGUCUUUCAGUUUCUGGCAUUUACCAGGAUACCUUCAGGGGGUGUUGAAAGUGACUGGCCUCGCAACAUCUAUGUUACUUUUCAGUUUUACCGCUUCCCUCCUGUCACUUCCCAGCAACUGAGGCUGGUGACCAGUGAUACGGUUCAGCACAGAGCUAGUGAGGCGCUUCCUUGUGUCUUAGCCACCAUCAACAAAGAUGGAUCUGUUAAUCACGGUUCUCCAGGUCUACAGUUACAGUUCAGAGUUGAUGACGGUUUUUUGAGACCAGGAGAGAAGCAGUGGUUUCUCCGCCAUCUGGCCCUCCACACCAUGCACAUUGACGUCUGGGACAGUGACUCGUUGCUCCUCAUCGGUUCUACGGCCAUCGAGCUCAAGUACCUGCUGCGUCAGGGAAAGUCUGCAGUCCAGGCUCUCCAUGAGCUGGAGGUUUUAACCACCGAUUAUGUGGGUGAGGACACUUUGCUGACUAACGCAGAUCUGGAUCAACGCUCGGCUUCUACUCCAAUGACAGUUUGCACCAUCGUUAGAGGCCGGCUCCACAUACACACGGGCAACAUAGGAUGUCCAGUUGACCGUAGCAAGAAGAGAGAAGUGGACGGGAUUGCAUCUCAUUCUCACAUUAUCAAACCUGCUCCAGUCAGCGGUGGUUUUAAAGGAGGACCUCUGUCACCCAGAAACGCCCUCCAACUCAAUGCGAGAAACGCUGCACACAGGCUGGAUGGAGAUCGGAUGCUGCUGCACAGAGAUAGGGGGACAGCCCAUGACAUCACCACCGAAGCCCCAAACCUGAACAGUGAUAGCAGGUUGCGGAAGCUGGACUGCAUGGCUGCCGUGCGUCAACUGGAGGCUAAACAAAACACCAAAGCAACUGAUGUUACGGAUCUGAAACCAGCGGCUCGUAUCAUCAGAGAACAUCCACCCAACGAUGAGUACAGCAAAGAGGAGGGAAUAGCUAACAUGCUGAGCCAAGCCAUCACCACCCAGCACCUUCUCUAUGCCAGCCUGGGCUCUGCUGAGUACAUGGAGUUUGUCCUAAAGAAUCCCUUCAACGUCCCUAAGACGGUCACCAUCCACACUGAUGACUCCGAGCUCAGUGUCAUCACUGACACAGAGGAGUGGCGUUACUUCAAAGGCCUUACGAAGACCACUACGCCACUGGAGGAGAACAUGUUUCACAUGGAAGAAGGAGCUCCGGGUCCAAAGGUUUAUCUCCGACCCAAAGAAAGUGUCCACAUUCCCCUGAAGUACCAGAGCUUCCUAUGCAACCACACCAUAGCUGUCCAGGGGCCGAGUUUUCUGCCUACAAGCAAAAGUUCCCAGAUGGCCAAGAAGAAUCCGUCCAACAUUAUUAAUGCCAAAAUUAUCAAGGUUACAUUUAGAGCAGAAGAUGGAAAGCCGAUGGCCAUCUGCCAAGUGAAUGUGCAGCCAACACCCCACGUCGUGGACCAGACUUUCCGACUUUACCAUCCUGAACUUUCUUUCCUCAAGAAGGCCAUCCGCCUGCCGCCGUGGCAGGACCCAACAGCUGAGGACCCAAAUUUCUGGACUCAUAUUUCUGUUCGCUGCAGUGACCCUAAUAUCAUCUGCCAGACGAGGAUGCUGGUUCCAGGAGAGCCUCAGGAUGUGUACUUGAAAGUACCAGGGAGUCCUAGUCCACAGAUAAAGAUGUUCUUUGUGAUGAUAUUCACUGAUAAGUGGAUGGCAGCGCCUUCUCAGAUCUGGCAGGUUUAUGUCCAUUUUCUGGAGCGGGUGGACGUCAGCUGUGUGACUGGCCAGAGAAGCUGUCAAUCACUGGUUCUGAGGGGAAAACAGGCUGUUCGCAAGAUCAAAUGUUUCUCAUCACACCCCAGUGAAAUUGAGGUGGACCCAGCCGGUGUGUUUGUUUUGCCUCCUGCAGCUGUGCAGGAGCUCCAACUAAGUGUCCAACCAUGGCAGGCCGGCAGCCGCUUCCUGUAUGUGAACGCUGUAGACAUGGAGCAGCAGCGGCUGGUUGCUGCCUGGCUGCUGUGUCUCAAUGUCCACCGUCCUGUACUGUCAAAGGCAUUCGAAGUGUCCGUUCCAGUUGGUAAUGGGCGUGGCAGCUCCAAAAAAAUCACUUACACCAACCCUUACACCAGCACACGGACAUUUCUGCUCCGCUCCGACCAUCCCGACCUGCUCCAGUUCAGAGAGGAUAAGUUCCAGGUGAGAUAA